Messenger RNA from Contarinia nasturtii (swede midge), 2072 nucleotides. RefSeq names its product venom carboxylesterase-6-like. The record is from RefSeq and is a predicted model, not a curated record. The coding region runs from base 71 to 1939 and encodes 622 amino acids. Lineage: Eukaryota; Metazoa; Arthropoda; Insecta; Diptera; Cecidomyiidae. The transcript has 10 exons.
CAUUUCGAUUGAAAGAUUGAAGUUCUUUUAUUUAUCAUACAAGUUUUCCUAUAUUGUUGAAUUUGUAAAAAUGCUACAAUUCAGAAUAUUUCUUUUGUGUUCAACGGUAUUAAAUAUAGUGAGCUGUAUGAAUGAAACGGUUGUAACCGUCAACGGUCUGAUUCGAGGUAAACUUCAAAAAACAAUUUGGUACAAUAAACCGUAUUACUCGUACAAAGGAAUACCAUAUGCCAAGUCGCCAGUUGAUGAGCUUCGAUUUAGGGCACCUGAACCUGUGGAGCCAUGGUUCGAUAGACCAUUGGAUGCUUUUGAAUAUGGUCCAUUGUGUGCUCAACGAGCGAGACGAAAAACUAGCGAAGAUUGCCUUUUUCUAAACAUAUUCGUUCCUGUUGUUGAAGCAACAAAAAACUUACCCGUAUUGUUUUAUAUUCACGGCGGAUUUUUUAUGUCUGGAGUUGGCGACCAAGGUCCUGACUUUUGGAUGGAGAAUGAAGUUAUUCUCGUGACUGUAAACUAUCGCCUCGGAAUAUUUGGAUUCAUGUCCUUGGGAACACCUGAAUAUUCUGGUAAUAUGGCAUUAAAAGAUCAGCAGCUUGCGUUGAAAUGGAUCUAUGAGAAUAUCGAAGCAUUUGGUGGAGAUAAUCAGAUGAUCACAAUCUCUGGUUCUAGUGCUGGCGCAAAUUGUGUUGGUUUACAUUUGAUCAAUGAAGAGUCGUCAAAAUAUUUCAGUCAAAUCCUCAGUAUAAGUGGAGCACCGAAUAAAGCUCACAACUAUCAGAAAGGUGACCAUCGAUGUCUGAUGGAACACUUUUACAAUAAACAUUUCAACAGCUACCCUAAUGACAUUGAACUGAUAGAUUUUCUUAAAAAAGCCGAUGUCAAAGAAAUAAUUGAUUUUCUUUAUGAAACAUUUAAACCAUUUGAAUCGCCAUGGAGUCCCGUGGUUGAAAAACCGAAUGCAAUACGGCCGAUUAUUCUUGAUGACCCAAUGACUGCACUGGAAAAAACAAAAAACAUCGAAAAAACUGCAUACUAUACUAUUACACAAUAUGAAUUUUUGUCAUCAUACUUAAUUGGUGGAACAAACUAUUCAGACCCUGAAGUCGUACGCCAAUUCAUCAAAGAUUUUAAUGUUGUUUUACCAAUUUUUGGAUAUAAAUCAAUAAUUGAACAGAAACCGUAUUACCUUCAAAAAAUAAUGAAUAAACUUCGCAAUUUUUACUUCAAAAAUUCUUCUUCUGAUCAAGAGCUACUAAAGCAACGUCUUGUGCUAGACUCAGACUUUGUUUAUGGUUAUUCUAUCGAAAAAUGGAUGGAGCGACAUGUUGCGAUUUCGAAAAAAGAUACCUUUUACCAUCGGUUUUCACUUCAAACCAAAUUAAAUAUGCAUUCAGAGUACCCAGGUGCUGGCCAUGAAGACGAAAGACACUUUAUAUUUGGACGUACAAAUAGCAGCUCCUCUAACACUUUAAUACAAAUAAAAGAGAAUAAGGACACUGACAAGGAUUGUGCAAUAGCUUUUAAUGCGAUGAAUGUGAUCCAAAAGUUAUUCUCAAACUUUAUAAAAUACGGUAAACCAGUACAUAAUGGUGAUCUGAUGGCCAAAGAAUUCAAACCGAUUCAACGUGCAAGCAAAUCAGACGAAUUUAACUAUAUUGAUGUGACAAAUGAUGGUUUAGUUGCAGGCAAAGCACUGUCUCAAGGCCGAACCAAGUAUUUGGAUAACAUAAUCGAAGAAGUGAAACGAUUGAUAGAAAAGCAUGGUGACGUACCAAAGAAAACUCCAAUUGAAAUACAAUGUGAGAAAAUGAAUCCAGGUCGCAUGAUUCCAUUCUCAGAGAAUGCUGAGCAACCAAAAAAUGGAAUAUUUUCAGAAUAUACACAGAAGAUCAUUAGAUCUUUUAAGAAUUCAAGGUUUUUAAACGGAUGCGCCAAUUGAAUGGGAGGAUGCUGCGCAUCAUCUGAAGAUUUUGAAAAAAGCAUAAAACAUCUGAAAAGAAAUUAAUCUUAGGAACAUUUAUAUGAAAAUAUUCUGCUUAUAUUUACCAAUAAAAGUCUCUCCUCCAUGUAAA